Messenger RNA from Anthonomus grandis grandis, 11135 nucleotides. RefSeq names its product semaphorin-1A. Lineage: Eukaryota; Metazoa; Arthropoda; Insecta; Coleoptera; Curculionidae. Gene Ontology annotation, biological process: positive regulation of cell migration; semaphorin-plexin signaling pathway; negative regulation of axon extension involved in axon guidance. Gene Ontology annotation, molecular function: chemorepellent activity; semaphorin receptor binding. The coding region runs from base 788 to 3118 and encodes 776 amino acids. The transcript is spliced from 15 exons. The record is from RefSeq and is a predicted model, not a curated record.
AAUUCUCUCUCGAUCUCGGUCUGUCUCUCUUCAGCGUCGUCCCGAAGGCCCCCGGGGCCCUCUCCCCCGCGACACCGAGCAAGCGCCGUACGCGUCGUCGAUAUGCACUGGCAAUGUGUCCCGUUUAACGUUAAAUAAUUUAGAAACGAAAAUAUCGUGUGCGUUUUUGUGUGUCGAGUACGCGUCGUCCAAAGAAACAAGAAAGACAAAAAAAAAAGAAACAAAACGUUUUCUUGUCUAAAUCGUUUGGUAAAUCCCCCAUCGGUUAGUUCGGCGAGUGUCUGUCUCUUUUGGGUUGAAAAGUGCGUUUGUUUACAUGCCUGUAUUUGGGUGACUAUAUUAUAGUGUGGUUCCGUUUGUUUUUUUCUCGUUCACCCAAGUAUUUUGGAUAUUAUCCUUCUUCCAGGCCUUUCAGUCACUUGAUUUAAAUUCCCGGCGCCACCGUCGUCGGAUCGAGUCGGGAGUAGGGAUAGUCAUCAGCUGGACCCGUCGCGACGACGUGCGUCGCUUCUCCCUUAUCCAGUCGACGUCAGGCGUCUGUUUGUUCCCGAUCGACGUCACGCGGGCGUCGCAACGCGCAUCUUCGUGUCGUUCAGAAAUUUUGAUUUAAAAAAAAAAAUUAAUUUAGAUCGGGUGAGCGGGAGUGCCAUUGGACGACGACGAUAUGUUGUGAUAACUGUACCGGUGGUUAUUUUGUGAUUAAAAAAGAGGAAUGUAAUGAUUUUUGGAUAGAAAGGGGUUGUUUUUUGUUUUUUUUUGGUUGUUGGUUGAAGAAGGAGAAGAGAAAAUGCAGGGUGUUCUUUUGGUGGCUGUGCUAACUGGAUUUGUUUGGCCGGGAUGUUUCGGUUCUUGGCAGGAGAACGUCAGGCCGAAGAUGUAUGUUCAAUUAGGUGCCGAAGAUGAUCUCCAUCGCUUCGUAGGCAACGACACCCACACGGACUACUUCAGAUUAGUGUUAAGGGAUGGGGAAUCCCUUCUGGUGGGCGGCAGAAACGUCGUCUACAAUCUGACCUUUUCCGAUUUAACGGAGCAACAAAGGCUGAUUUGGUACUCGAACGAACAUGACGCCAAAAUGUGCGUUAUGAAGGGUAAAGACGAGGAAAAAUGCCAAAAUUAUAUCCGCAUAAUGGCGAAAAGUGCCCAGGGCCGUUUAUUGCUGUGUGGAACGAACGCGUUCAAACCGGUUUGCAGGGAGUACAACGUCCUCAAUAAGAAUUACACCGCCGAAAAGGAGAAACCGGGUCAGGCGGUCUGCCCUUACGAUCCCCAUCAUAAUUCAACGGCGAUUUAUGUGGAUGGGGAUCUGUACACGGGCACCGUGGCCGAUUUUAGCGGCAUGGAUCCCAUUAUCUACAGGGAACCGCUACAAACCGAACAAUACGACUCGAUGAGCCUGAACGCUCCCGACUUCGUUGGAUCGAUGACCCAGGGAGACUUCGUGUACUUUUUUUUCCGAGAGACCGCCGUGGAAUACAUCAAUUGCGGCAAGGCGGUUUUCUCGAGGGUGGCCCGUGUAUGUAAAAACGACAGGGGCGGCCCACACAGGUUCAGAAAUCGAUGGACCUCCUUCCUGAAAUCCCGACUAAACUGCUCGGUCACCGGUGAAUUUCCGUUCUACUUUAACGAAAUACAAUCCACGACGGAACUGAUCGAAGGCAAAUACGGCGACGUGUCGGCCCAAUUGAUCUACGGCACCUUCACCACCCCCUCGAACAGCAUCUCGGGGAGCGCGGUGUGCGCCUUCAGUCUCCAAGACAUCACCAGCUCGUUCGAGGGCAAUUUCAAGGAACAGGCGGCCAUCAACACCAACUGGUUGCCGGUACCGAGCAACAAAGUGCCGGACCCGAGACCCGGACAGUGCCAUAACGACAGCAGAACCUUGCCGGACUUAACGUUAAACUUUAUCAAGUCCCACUCGUUGAUGGACGAGAGCGUACCGUCCUUUUUUGGGCAACCGAUCGUUAUUCGCUCGAGUUUUCACUAUCGGUUUACCCAAAUAGCCGUCGACCCCCAAGUGAAAGUACCGGGAGGGAAGACCUACGACGUCCUUUUUAUUGGCACAGAUAAUGGGAAAAUAAUCAAAGCGGUGAACGGAAUGUCGGCGGAGACCCGUCACGGGGUCCGCACGGUCGUGGUGGAGGAGAUCCAGGUGUUCCCGGUCCACGUGCCCGUUCGCAGUAUAAAAAUCAUGAGAUCCAACGGGGCGGGCAAAGGGGGCGGCGGCGAGGGGGGCGGCCGAUUAAUCGUCGUCUCGGACAGCGAGGUGCAAUCGCUCCGGUUGCACCGCUGCGACAGCAAUAAAAUCUCGAGCUGCAGUGAAUGUGUGGCCCUCCAAGAUCCCUACUGCGCGUGGGACAAAGUCCAGGGCAAAUGUCGUUCCAGAGGUUCCGGGAGAUGGGGCGAGGAGAGUUACUUCUUCCAGAGUGUGUCCACGGGGGAGCACACCGCCUGUCCGCCAUUAAAAAGCAAAGAUGCCGGUUACGUGGGCGGUUUGAGCUCGAAUCAGCCCAAAUUCAACGAGCACAUGCCCAAUAAGGACCAGCCCGACGGUCAAAUAAUUAAUAUUAUGCAGGAUAAACCUAAUGAGAAUAUUGGUCCGUCAGUGACAGCUACUGACGCUUUAGUAAACCAGUACACGGUGGAAACGCUCAUCAUGGCAGUGGUGGCGGGUGCAGUUUCCGCCCUCGUCGUCGGAUUUAUCGCCGGGUAUCUUUGCGGCAGGAAGUGCCAUAAGGAUGAAGACGAUAAUUUACCGUAUCCGGAUACGGAGUACGAGUAUUUUGAGCAGCGGCAGAAUAUGAACAGUCGCAUCACGGCCGAACCGAAACUGCUGCCGCAAGAAGAGGUGACGUACGCGGAGCCGGUACUCGUGCCGCAACCGCCCCCAAAAAACUACUCGCCGAAGAGUACCCUGCGCAAGGGGGCCGGGGGCGGGCCGGGGCUCCAGAACAACGCCGAGACCCUGUUCCAGUUUCAGGCGGACGGCGGGUACAACGGCCGCGGGGACGCUUUUAGGGGACGAGACAAUUUCGGCACCCUCCGGUCUCAUCAGGGCGACCAGUUCCGUCGACCGGACGGAUUCGCGACCACGCGCAGCGUAAAGAAAGUCUAUCUCUGAGAAAACAGUAGCGAGGAGGGCGCCGGAGGAGGCGUCCGCCGCGGCGGUAACCAGACGGCGCCGCCUCCUCACCACCAUCACCACCUGCACGCCGCCGCCGCCGCCGCCGCCGCCCCUCACCAUCACCGGUUGCCGACCAACGGCAGCGGCGGCUCCUCGAGCAGCCCCUCGCCGCCCUCCUCGUCGCCCAGCCCCUCACCGCCCCACACCGCCUCGUUCAUUUAUCGCGCUUAGCCUCCGGUGAGGAGCCUCUCCUCCUCGUCCUCCGGACCUUAUUGGAGCUAUUGGCGAUUGUAUUAAUAAUUGUAGGUGAGGACGGUUUGGGUGGGUAAGAUUUUUUUUUCGAUCGAUAAUGGCAACUAUUGUUCUUAUUACUACUACUACUACUACAGUACUGCUGUUGUUGGUUGGAGGUUCGUUGCUGGCCACUAUCUGUUUUUAGGGCACUAAUUCGGGUCGAAUUUUACCGUGAAAAGGAAAAAACCUUUCUUUCGUGUACCUAUUGUCUUCCAAUUAAAUCUACUAUAAAUGUGAAAGCAUUUUCUGUUACCUAUAUGUUGAAUCCAAGGUGAAGAGACCCGAAUUAGUAAACGAGAUCCCUGCAGCAGCGCCGUCUCUUGUCAUUUCAACCAACUUAAGUGACAAGUGACUUACUUACAACCAAAAUAAAAAAACCGUAGGCUAUUAUAGGUUUAGGAUGAUAAUUUUCAAAUUUCGAGAGUUAGAGGGACGUAGGGAUCUAGUGUUAGUAACGUGGGAUGAUUCGUCAAAAAAAAAAUGGCACUAAUUGGAUGACGCUGUCACUUGUCAUGUUUUUGCAGUGACAUUUGGGGGAUUUUUUUAAAUAAAUAUAUAUCUGUUAGCGUUGUAACCCCAAUUUUGACGUUGAACUAAAUGUUGCAACAUUGGCUUCUAUUAGUGACAACAAGUUAACUCCAACUUGGCAACGUUGGAACAUUCAUUGACAAAUGACAUUUAAAUUUGGUUAUGUUAUAGUCUUUGUAUAUGUCAUGAGCUGAGGUAAUUUCUGUGGUAUAUUAUUGACAACAAAUUAACUCCAACUUGGCAACGUUGACAUUCAUUGACAAAUGAAAUUUAAAUAUGGUUUUGUGUGUGUCAUGGGCUGAAGCAUAGAUAUUUGCUUAAUUAAAUCUGACUCUAGUCCUGUCUUUGAGCAUUUUAAACUGUCCAAGUGACAGAUAGAUAAUGUAACUAACGUCACUUGUCAGUUGUCACAUGGACAGGGUCGGACCGAAAAUAUUAAAAGCAGUGUUGCCAUUUGCGAUUUAAAUUUAUUCACUUAAAGAAUUGAAAAGUUGAUUUAAAUGUGGCAUCGUUGGCUUCUGUCAUUGACAAAUGGCAGUCGGACCUUCAAGUUUUGACUACCAUAUCAUUUGUCACAUAAUUAAUAUUUAUUUGCAUUAGCAUAUUUUUUAUGUGUCAUGGAAUAAAGUUUAAUAAUUUUCGAAAAUAUCUAAAUUAUAGAAUUUAUGCAUAAAUGUUUGGUUAUUUGAAUCUCACUCCGCUCCUGUCUUGAAUAGAUUUAACUGUCCAAGUGACAGAUAGACAAUGUACUUAAUGUCACUUGUCAGUUCUAACAAGGUCGGAUCUAAAAUAUCGAAUGCAGAGUUGCUGUUUGCUGGCCCUGUCAUUUGUCAAAUAAAUAAUUGACAAGUGACAUUUAAAUGAUAUUCUUGUUAUAUGUCAUGGGCUGAAUCUAAUUUGGAUUCUAAAAGUUACAGACUUGAUUUUAUAAUUAUUGGUCAUUUAUUUGGCAACGUUGCAAAGCCAUUGUUGCCGCUUAGUAUGCCAACAAUUUUGUAGAUGCUCGUUUCCGAAAAUAGAUGCGAUAAGUCUCCAUUUUAAUUUGUUUUUUGACCUGCAGUCCUACAUCACUCUAGGGUGAGAAUAAUCUGAAACAAUUCAUCAACUAAACUUGGCAACGUUGGUUUUUUUAUAUAGCGAACCUAUCAGUCAGUUUUUUGUAUAUAUAGUUCUAAAUUAAAUUUACAAAUGGCGCAACCUAAUCGUAUGCUAUGCGCAUACAAAGUAUCACUCUAUUUCCGGAUAAUAAUUGUAAAAAUGACAUAUACUAUUUAUUUUGAUAAAUAGCGAACUUCUUGGCAACGUUGGCGUUUUCAUUAAGCGAACUUAUCAAUCAGUUUUUUUGACAAAUGACAGUUUUCAUUACUUGACCUGUCAUUGGUCAAAAAGUGGCAAUACAUGAGGGCAAAUGACAUUCCUUAAUUUAGAGAGACUUGGCAACUGUGGCUCUUGUCACUUGUCAAUUCGUUUUUGUUUUUGACAAAUAAUGUUGGCUAGUUCACUUAAUAUAUCUCAGUACGCAAUAAAAACUUCAUAGGCGUACCUGGAAUAGUUUCUUAAUUAUCUCGCUUGAAAGUUGAUAUAACCAUCUAAGUUGGCCACUUUUAUAACCUUAGAUCCUGGGUCACAAAUUCCACUCUAACUAAGAGAGUUUUUAAGCUACAAGAGUCGUUUAUAUACGUAAUUAAUGUAUAAAGAAGGCUUUAACAUUCAACGAAAACUUCAUAGGUGUGCCUGGAAUAGUUUCUUAAUUAUCUCGCUUGAAAGUUGAUAUAACCAUCUAAGUUGGCCACUUUUAUAACCUUAGAUCCUGGGUCACAAAUUCCACUCUAACUAAGAGAGUUUUCAAGCUACAAGAGUCGUUUAUAUACGUAAUUAAUGUAUAAAGAAGGCUUUAACAUUCAACGAAAACUUCAUAAGUGUGCCUGGAAUAGUUUCUUAAUUAUCUCGCUUGAAAGUUGAUAUAACCCUCGAACUUGGCCACUUUUAUGACCUUAGAUCCUGGGUCACAAAUUCCACUCUAACUAAGAGAGUUUUCAAGCUACAAGAGUCGUUAAUAUUCGUAAUUAAUGUAUAAAGAAGGCUUUAACACUCAAUGAAAACUUCAUAGGCGUGCCUGGAAUAGUUUCUUAAUUAUCUCGCUUGAAAGUUGAUAUAACCCUCGAACUUGACCACUUUUAUAGCCUUAGAUCCUGGGUCACAAAUUCCACUCUAACUAAGAGAGUUUUCAAGCUACAAGAGUCGUUUAUAUACGUAAUUAAUGUAUAAAGAAGGCUUUAACAUUUAACGAAAACUUCAUAGGAGUGCCUGGAAUAGUUUCUUAAUUAUCUCGCUUGAAAGUUGAUAUAACCCUCGAAAAUUACCACUGUUAGAGCCUUAGAUCCUGGGUCACAAAUUCCAUUCUAACUAAGAGAGUUUUUAAGCUACAAAAGUCGUUUAUAUACGUACUUAAUGUGUAAAGGAGACUUUAGCACUCAACGAAGACUUCAUAGGUGUGCCUGAAACAGUCCGUAACCGACUUGACAACGUUGGCAACUUAAUAUAGCAGCUCAGGUCACUUUUCAACGAACUUAUUCCUUCUUGACAAAUGACAGUUGAUUAUGUGGUAACUUCUAAACUUGACAACGUUGGAGUAUUUUUUUUUUGACAAAUGACAGUCUGAUUAACCUCACUUUGGUUGCCGUUUUUUUGACGAUCGUCUCGCAAAACAUUUAAAAAAAAAACUGUUAGACCUUUCGGGUUGGCGGUAGGCGAGCCCGAAACGACGUAAUCUCAAAAUGAAAAAAAAAUGAUAUAAAACAAAUAAGUGCUUCUUAUUGAUGUGUUAGAUAAGGAUAAAAAAAAAACCACAUAAGGAUAGAUUGUUAUAAUUUUAGCGAACAUUGUGAUUAGAUUGUAACAUAUAACGAUAUGAUAUUCUUAUAAAUUUAUUAUUGUAGGGAUGGUAUUUGUUUUGUUAUGAUUUACGUGCUUCUACCUAACCUAACAUUAGAAAUUGUGCGUUUUUGCUCAUAUGCGCCCGCACUAACAAAACCCGUUGUUAGUCCGGGGGAGUAUAUUAAAAAAAAAUAGUUUCUUUACUAUCAUUUGCGUCUAGUACUGUACAUAAGACUGAGGAAAAUACUCCAUUAAGUCCACUGUUAGUAUAAUAAACGUUAUUGUUUCGGGUUAUAGCGUAACAGUACAAAAUUCCUAAAAUCUUUUUUAGGUUCUGUUGCUAAAUGCGAUUAAUCUGCUCAAUUUUAGUUGUUCUGCAAAGCACUAAAAUGUCAAUUAUUUGGUAUUUCAUCGUGCGUCGAGGCUUUUUUGAUCUAUAAAUAUUUUUUUUGAGUCACUCUAUAACGUUAUAGCCACAUAGAUGCUUCCAUGACUAAAAUAUAAUUAUAUCACCCUGUAUAUUCUAUAAUGUAACGAAACUCAUCUACUGUAUAAAUCUAGGAUUGUUAACGAUGAUGCUACUUUGACACGAUCUCCAUUUUGUUUUUGAAUACCAAAUAUUUUUUUUUGUAAUUUUUAGGACUAAGUAGAGUUUUAUAUUUUGUUUGUUUGUUUUAUUUUUAUUUUUUUCUAGUACGUUUAGUUGGCAGAAAGAAUGAGGUUAUUCCCGGCAGGUGGGUAACAAAUAAAUGAAAAUAUUGAGGUUAUGUCAUUUGAUUUGUUAGUGACAGCUGUCCACGCUGCCAUAGGUUCGCAUUUUUGACAGCUGUCACUUGGAAAAUUAAUGACGUAAGUCAAAAUGGAGGAUAUUAUACGCAGGGUGGCCAUUUAGUGUUUUUUUCCAAAAAAAUCUUUCUUUUCUUUUUUUUGUAUUUACAUAUUCCUGGCUCUCCUUUUAAUAAGAAUUUUCUAAUUCUUCGGAGGAUCCUUGAUUACUAUGUCGCGUUGCCAGCUUGUAACGAUUUUGCAACAGUGGCAACGUCGAAUAAAAUAAAAUGUGUCAACUGUCAAACGUCAACAAAAUUUAAUGCUAACCUAAAAAUUUGACAUUGAUAUGCACAUUGAAAGUUUUCCUUGAUUUUUUCAUUUCAUUUAUUACGAAUGACUAAAUGGAAUUUAAUUCUACCUUUGGAUACAUUUUUAUAUAAUUCAAGGACUAAUGGUGACAGUGGCAACGUCGCACCUAAUCCAUAUAACCUAAAAGUCUGUCAACUGUCAAACGUCAAAAAAAGACUAAACACUGAUGACUAUAUUGGCAACGUUAUACCGUAUCAUCAAACUGUAAAAAAAAAUUGAAUCCUAACCUAAAGUUUGACACAGAAUUCAAUUCAAGGGAGGAAGUGAGAAAGGUAUGUCAAAGAACCUAAAAUGUCGUCUUUUUUAAAUACACUAUAACUGGCCACCCUGUAUAUAAAAAAAUGUCAUACAGACUUUACGGGGUUGCCACUUUGUAUGGAAACUGUCUUUACCCUAAAAUAUACGAGGUAAAAAACGUGGAAAAUUACCUAUAAUACCAGGUGAAUCAGAAAGUAUAAACGACAUUUAAAGGUUAUGUCAAUUGAUCAGGUAGUAUUUUGAGGUUAUGUCAAUUCUUUAAUUUUUUUAAGGGUUGUUGCCUAUGCAGCUUUUAUUGGGUGAGUCCAUGUUGAAAAACCUGAAUAUAUAUGUUUUUUUCAAAUAAUAACCUUGACGUUAUUCGAUUUUUUAAUCAUCUAAUAGUUUGAGGUUAUGUAAGAUUUUCAAUUAAACGAUUUUCUUAAUAGCCAUGACGUCAUGAAUAAUUUAACAUUUUGAGGUUAUAUAUUAAGUGUAAGAAAACUCUAACGUCAUCAGACUACUUUAAUCAUGUAGUAUUUUGAGGUUAUAUAAUUUUUAACCAUUUGCUCAGCCGUGACGUCAUAGAUCACGUAAUAUUUUGAGGUUAUGUCAAUUUUUUAGUUCUUUAAAGAUUGUUGCUAAUACAGGAUAGAGUGAGUGGAAUAAAAAGUAAAAAACAAUUUUAAAAAAUAUAAAAUUUUAUUAAAUAACAACCUUGACGUCAUCAGAUUAUUGUAAUAGUUUGAUACCAUUCUCUCAGCAGUAGUGACGUCAUAGAACAUUUUGAGGUUAUGGUUGAGUUUUUUUUAAGGGUUGUGACUACUACAGGACUGAUUGGGUGGGCUAAGAAACCUUAAAAAAAAACAAAAUUCUAUUAAAUGACAACCCUGACGUCAACCAACUCUUACACACGUAAUAGUUUAAGGUUAUGUUAUUUUUUAAAAUUUUAAACCGUUUUCUCUUUGAAAUUUGAGGUUAUAUCAUUUUUGUAAUUUUUUUAAGGGUUAUGGUCUUCUAAGGUAUGAUUGAGAUGAAAAAACAUCAUAAAAUACAUAAUUUUGCCAAAUAACAACUAUGACGUCGUCAGACUUUUUAGUCACGUAAUAUUUAGAGGUUAUGUAACGUUUUCUAAUUUUUUUGACAGCUUUCCCAACAGCCGUGACGUCAUAAAGCGUGUAAUAGUUUGAGGUUAUGCCAAUUUUUGGCUUUUCUAAUCGUUGUUGCUAAGACAGGAUUCAAUGGGUGGGAUAAAGCGUAAAAAAAAAUUAAGUAACAACUUUGACGUCAUCAUCCGAUUGUUGUAACAUUUUGAGGUUAUGUUAUUUUUUCCAAUUUAACCGUUUUCUCAAUAGCCGUGAAAUUAUGUAAAAUUUGGAGGUUAUGUUUUUGGUUUUUUAAAACGUUGUUGCCAAUUGGGUGGGUGGAGCAAAUAUUAAAAAACCUUAAAAAAAAUAUUAAAAAUUUUAUGAAAUAGCAACUCUGACGUCAUCAAACUCUUUAAUCAUGUUAUAGUUUUAGGUUAUGUAAUUUUUUCAAUUUUUUACCAACAGCCGUGACGUCAUAAAUCAUGCAAUAUUUUAAGGUUAUGUCAAAUUUUGGGUUCUUUAAGAGCUAAUUUGAUCAAAUAACAACCCUGACGUCAUCAGGCUCUCUAGUCAUGUAAUAGUUUGCGGUUAUGUUAUUGUUGGCCACGACAGCCAUGACGUCAUAGAUCAUGUGUUUUGAGGUUAUAUAAUGUUUUCUAAUUUUUUGACCGCUUUCUCAACAGCCGUGACGUCAUAAAUCAUGUAAUAGUUUGAGGUUAUGUCAAUUUUUGGCUUUUCUAACCGUUGUUGCUAAGACAUAAUUAAAUAGUUGAGCCAAAGAGUGAAAAACAUUAAAAAAAAACAAAAUGUUAUUAAAUAACAACUUUGACGUCAUCAUCAGAUUGUUGUAACUUUUGAGGUUAUGUCAAUUUUUGGGUUUUUUAAGAGCUAUUUCCAAUGCUAAUUCGAUCAAAUAACAACCCUGACGUCAUCAGGCUCUCUUGUCAUGUGAUAGUUUGAGGUUAUGUUAUUUUUGUCCACUUUUUAAUUGUUUUCUCAACAGCCGUGACGUCACAGAACAUGUAAUAUUUUGAGGUUAUGCCAAUUUUUGGCUUUUCUAACCGUUGUUGCUAAAACAGAAUUAAAUAGUUGAGCCAAAGAGUAAAAAACAUAGAAAAAAACAAAAUGUUAUUAAAUAACAACUUUGACGUCAUCAUCAGAUUGUUGUAACAUUUUGAGGUUAUGUCAAUUUUUGGGUUUUUUAAGAGCUAUUUCCAAUGCUAAUUUGACAUAUACCUAUUAUUCCUAUACUAAAGGUAUCCUAUACCGCACAUGAGAGGCGUAUGAAGCGAACAAUUUUGAGACAGAGAUAUGAUUCUCGCAUAAGUCCGUCUCUACCUCGGCCAUUGUCCCACUGCGUAUGCGCCAAAUAUCGUGCUGUUAUUGGUCAGUUUCUCGAACCGCUAUCAAAUUUAAAUUAAAUGAAAUUGGCGCGCUAAAUUCGGCUGAAUCCCCCUCUCUGCUCACUCCAUAAACGGAUCAAUAUAUUUAAGCAUGCGCAUAAAAAAAUGGUCGAGGUAGAGACAGAUUUAUGCGACUAUCAUAUCUCUGUCUCAAAAAUGUUUGCUUCACGAUCUGGCCGUAAUCGGUCGUAUAGGAAUAAUAGUUAUAUGUAAUUUGAUCAAAUAACAACCCUGACGUCAUCAGGCUCUCUAGUCAUCUAAUAGUUUGAGGUUAUGUUAUUUUUGUCCACUACAGCCAUGACGUCAUAAAUCAAUCAUGUGUUUUGAGGUUAUGUAAAGUUAUUUCAAUGUCUAUAGAAACUGUGACAUGGUAAUAUUCGUGUUCAACACUUUAAGGUUAUGUUAUUUUUUUGCACAUUGUUUGUUUAUUUCUAAAGCUCGUCUGUCCCC